Messenger RNA from Cooperia oncophora, 336 nucleotides. NCBI's taxonomy places the organism in Eukaryota, Metazoa, Nematoda, Chromadorea, Rhabditida, Trichostrongylidae. The record is from the annotation of a GenBank genome assembly.
AUGACAGCGGCGUAUCUUCUCGGAGCUGAUUCUAUCGGCUUGCCACAUAUUGGAAGAGAUGCCAAGUGCAUAAACAAAUCCCGUAUUCCCCUGGACGAGGAGACGUGCGAGCUGGGAGUGGGUGGCUCGAUAGAGGCCGUGGAAAUCGCUGUUGCUGAAGUUGACGUGAAAAUCACCUCACUAAGCGGUAUUGCAGACCCACGAAUCCUACUCGCCGGUACUGAUGACGGACAGAUUCUGCAGGUGAGCUAUCUGAGGACGAGUAGAGGGAUGCAUCUCCCACUGGGAGCUUUCGCCGAGUCAUUCUGGCGCAAUCUGGCGUUUUUUGUGGCGUAA